Molecule: messenger RNA, 1560 nt
Organism: Rhagoletis zephyria (snowberry fruit fly)
Lineage: Eukaryota; Metazoa; Arthropoda; Insecta; Diptera; Tephritidae
Product: keratin, type I cytoskeletal 9-like
Source: RefSeq, a predicted model, not a curated record
ACUAAUUUCUUCCUCUACCCCCAGGCCAUCGCUUGCAUAUUAGUGCAAUGCGCCCUCACUCAAAACUACGAUAAGGAGAAUCGCCGCCUUAUUCUGCAAAUUAAAGACCAAAAAACGACCAAUCAACAAUACUAUUCGUCAAAUUUUGAUACCAAUGCUUACCGUUAUGGCUAUGAUAUCGGUAAGACGGGCAACUUUCAUCACGAGACCCGCGGUCCCGAUGGCGUUACCUAUGGUUGUUAUGGUUACGUUGAUCCCAAUCACGUAUUACGUGCAACACAUUAUGUUGCCGAUACACACGGUUAUCGUACCGUUGAACCAAAGAAACCGGUCGAGGUGUAUCCGGUGUAUGGCGAGGGGGGCCAUGGUGUGAUUUUGCAAUGGGAUGAGCUAUACUUCCCCAUUGGCUGCGGCAAGUUCGAGGGUGGCGCACGACCAGAAUUUCCAGUAUUACAUUUCGGUGAUAAGAGUAAGCCCAGUGGUUUUACGCCAGGCUUCUCACUUUCUAACGCAGCAGGCGUACAAAAAGGUUCAGCCAUACUCAGUCAAUCACGUUAUGCCGAUCGUGAGCGCAUACCAGCACCUUCAGCGCAUGUUGUGGCCACUGUGCGACCCGGCACCAAUGGUCCUUAUCCUGGUGAUAAUGGCGGCGGUAAAUAUUAUGGUGGUAAUGGACAAUAUAAUAGCGGCAGCGGUCCAAAUAUUCCUGCCACCGGCCCAAAUAUUGCUGGUAUCGAACCAUAUGAUAGUGGAAGUGGCCAAUACAAUGGCGAGAACGGCCAGAAUAAUGGUGGAAAUGCACCAUAUAGCGGCGGAAACAGUGACAAAUAUGGAGGCGGCCAAUAUCCUAGUGGUUCGUCGGGCUCAGGUGGCCAAUAUCCUAGCGGAUCGUCGGGCUCAGGUAGCCAAUAUCCUAGCGGAUCGUCGAGCUCAGGUGGCCAAUAUCCUAGCGGUACGUCGAGCUCAGGUAGUAAAUAUCCUAGUGGUUCGUCGAGUUCAGAUGGUAAAUAUCCUAGCGGAUCGUCGAGUUCAGAUGGUAAAUAUCCCAGCGGAUCAUCGAGUUCAGGUGGCCAAUAUCCUAGCGGAUCAUCGAUUUCAGGUGGCCAAUAUACUGGCGGAUCGUCGAACUUAGGUGGCCAAUAUCCCAGCGGAUCGUCGGGCUUAGGUGGAGGCGCAGGCGCUGAUGGCAGAGGCAAGGAUAAUGGAGGCAGAGGAAGCGGCGGUGGAGCCGCUGGCAGCGGAGAUGGCGGUAGAGGAGGAGCUUACAGGCCCGGACCGCUUGGAGGAGUAGGUCCGGGCGGCCCAGGAGGGCCGGAUGCAUUGGCAUACGUACACACCGGCUCUCCUGGGGGUCCGGAUGGAGCAGGUUAGCUUGCACAAGUAUGAAACUAUCAAAGCUGUGAAGCAAGAAAUAGGGAAAAGUAGGCUAUAAAUUUGUACUGGUUAUAAGUAUAGGUUGAAGUAGAAGAAGGAUAGGUAAGGAUAGGCGAGAUAGGGGAAGGCUAUAUGCGUAAUCAUGUUUCUGCUGCUUUCACAGCGUUGAAUUUGUUUUGUGUAUAU